Messenger RNA from Cryptomeria japonica (Japanese cedar), 1794 nucleotides. RefSeq names its product actin-related protein 2/3 complex subunit 2A. Lineage: Eukaryota; Viridiplantae; Streptophyta; Pinopsida; Cupressales; Cupressaceae. Gene Ontology annotation, molecular function: actin filament binding; structural constituent of cytoskeleton. Gene Ontology annotation, biological process: actin filament polymerization; Arp2/3 complex-mediated actin nucleation. Gene Ontology annotation, cellular component: Arp2/3 protein complex; actin cytoskeleton. The transcript has 10 exons. Bases 634 to 1431 code for a protein of 265 amino acids. The record is from RefSeq and is a predicted model, not a curated record.
UAACACGCCAGAAUAGUGUAUGGGACGGCAAAGACGGCGCUGUAACAUCCGAGUGGACGGAGAGCUAAUCCAAGGGCCGAAAUUGCAGAUGUUCAGAUUCCACUUGGAGGGAUAUGCUUGGGAUCGGAUUUCAUUACAGAGGGAGCAAUCCAGGAUAAAGUGCCAUUGUGUCUUGACCCUAGAUCUUUUGCCACUUUUUUCUGACAAUCAAUAAACAAGUGACCUUCUGUCUCAGAGUUGAAUUGUAUAGUACAACUAAGGCGCAUGCAUAAUGACACAAUACAUUUCUCCUUUGUGCAACUUAUUUGCCACAGGGAUCAAAAGAUCGAGAUAUAACUCAGAUUCACCGUCCAACCAAAACGAAUUCUCUAUAUAAUAUCGCCACGCCUAGUGAAGAUGACAACCGGGCUAUACGAAUGCAAUCAAAAUUCAACAACCGAGCUCUCAAGACUGCUCGGUUAUCAACAAACGAGCCUCUCUUACAAAGCAUCUGAGUUCCAUAUUGAUGUUUGCAAUAUCCCUUUCAUCACAUAUUGACACAGGUUGGAAAAACCUGUAGAGCUGGAUUACCAUUUUGUUGAAUUUGACGAUGUACGAUACCAUAUUCAGGCUACGGUGAAGGAUCCUUAUCAUAUGGUUUUGUCAAUAUUAAUUCCAACUCCUCCACCUGAGACUGUUUUUUCUGGUGGACUUCCAUUUGGUGCAACAGAAGCUGUGAAAGGAGCGUAUGGCACUACAGUGCAGAUUGUUGACACUCCGGAAGAAGGCUUUCAGCUUACUCUAAAGCUUGAUUUGGCAAAACUUCCAUCAGAUGAAGAGCGUCGAACUCAAUUGAUGACAAAGAUUGCAUCACUGCGAUCAGUGGUGCUAGGAGCACCCAUGAGGGAAAUUUUGAAGCAUCUUGCUUUUAAGAUAGUUGCACCUGAUGCAGAUAGGCUGGUUGCCCUUGUGCACCGUCCAAAGGAGUCUUUCUUUCUCAUUCCUCAGCCGGAAAAGGUGACAGUGGUGUUUCCUAUGCGUUUCAAAGAUAGCGUUGAUGUCAUACUUGCAACAUCAUUUUUGCAGGAGUUUAUGGAGGCAAGGCGGACAGCAGGGUUGAAUAAUGCACCGUCUUGUGUCUGGUCUACAUCCCCUCCUUUGGAACUGAAAGGAGCACCUGCUCAUGCAUUGCAUGCAAAUGCUGGAUUUGUUUCUUUUGUGAUAUUUCCUCGCCAUGUUGUUGGUAAGAAAUUGGAGAAGACAGUUUGGAGCUUAUCGAGCUUUCAUUCCUAUGUAAACUAUCAUAUAAAGUGUUCAAAGAGUUUCAUGCAUACCAGAAUGAGGCGGCGUGUUGAGACUUUGAUUCAAGCAUUGAACCGUGCAAAACCUGAAGUGGAGAAAGAUAAAAAGACAGCACAAGGUCGGUCCUUCAGACGACAGCUUACAAAGUAAUUUUGAUGCUGAGGUAACCCACAAGUUCGAUUUGCAGUUGAUCUCCCUCUAUAUUACUUGAUGCCGCUGCGUUGUUUCAAUAUGACCUUGUAUCAUUCAAUCGUUCAUCAAUCAAGAUUCAUUGUAAUAAAUAUCCAAGCCAGGUCACAUAUUCAGAAGGGUGACAAAAUCCCACCAUGGGAAGGAAAAGAAAUAUGACCUGAUAUUCUAGAGAUUUCAUGAUUUUUUAAUACAAUCAAUUGAAUCUGUUAGAUGGUUGAAUACUUUGGAUUUGUUGAUAUCUUUUUGAAUGUGUCUGAAGGCACUGUAAAGUAUUGCAGCCGUUUCUUUUAAUUAGAUAUGAGCAAAGUUUGUGUUUUAUAA